CCCCAAUCUCACCCUCGUCGAGCCAGAGUCAUCGUCUCCAGUUCUCCGCCCAAAAUCCAUGUCUUCCCACCAUUGACGUUUGAAACUCGCCUCAUGUUACACAAUUUUCGCAACCCACGCUUCCUUCUUUUUCUUUCUCUCACAAAAUUGUAGUCCUCCGAUGGUAUCGACCUCCCUUGGAGUUUUCGCCCCAAAAAUUGAAGACUUGGAAACACAUAUAGUCAUCUAGAGUUUUUUUCGAGUAUGGGUUCCCUCUUUUCUGAUACUUUUGAUUUCCAAUUGCUUUUUUGUGUACUAUGUUUUUCUUGUGUCUGCUUGUAAAUCAAGUGAAGAAGCCCAUUCAUGAUCUGCUGUACGCAUGGAGAAAGUUGAAAUUGGAGUCAUGGAAGGCAUUGCUUGACGAAGUGCAGGAUCAAUAUGAGAUUAAUGCUGGAAAGUUGUGGUUUUCUCUUUACUCAGUUCUACCAAAGCGAACUUCACCUGAUGCUACUGAAUACAAAUUGUCUACUAUCCAAAUUGUGGAGGACUUCAUUUGCACAUCCAGCUUUGGUGAAUUUAGAAAAAGCCUUCAACUUCUUUUUGCGUUCCUUGGCCAUAUAAAAACUGGCGCUGCAAAGGAGUUUGAGACAGAACUUAAAAAAGAACCUGAGCCUAAUACAGAGGUUCGCACUGAUGAACCUACCAUGGUGAGUGAAGAACAAAAACCAGAAGUCAAGGUCCCAAGCUCCCAGGAAAAAGUAUGAGGUUGUAGGAAUCACUCAUAUGACACAUUAUUAUUUUUGUUGUUGUGAGACAACAAAGAUCUGGAACAAGACGAGCUAUGGUGUGUUUGAUUCUUCAGGUUUUGGAUGCAAGACGAUUUCUACCUAGAUCUAGUGGAUUGGUUUUCGCAUAAUAUAUUGGCUGUGGGUUUGGGAAUCUGUUUAUUUGUGUAAUACUUUUAGUAGUAAGGUGAGCUCUUAGCUCUACAAAAUCAAUGUAUAGACUUUGUCAAAUGUAAUGUGCAUUUUUUGAGAACACAGAGCUGUGAUUAUGCGAAUCUGGAAGGUUCUUUUUAUUUUGUACUUCAUAGUAUUAUUGAAAGAAUGAAAUCAGUCUACAUGAAUGUUGUAUUAUACCACAUUGAGAAAUUGUUAGCAGGUUUAGCUUUAAUUUGGGUGCAUUUUGUUUUCUUGGUUA
Molecule: messenger RNA, 1179 nt
Organism: Rosa rugosa (rugosa rose)
Lineage: Eukaryota; Viridiplantae; Streptophyta; Magnoliopsida; Rosales; Rosaceae
Product: midasin-like
Exons: 4
Coding region: 297-743 (148 amino acids)
Biological process (GO): ribosomal large subunit assembly; rRNA processing
Cellular component (GO): preribosome, large subunit precursor
Source: RefSeq, a predicted model, not a curated record